AAUGUCAAACACGCUCUUAAUCUGAUUACUUACAUCAGAAUAUAAAAUUAAGAUAUGAGGUCUGUGAGACUCUUCAAUAUACAAAUUCCUUGUCAACCUUUAAAGAACAGAAUUUGACAAUUUUCAGUGAAGCCUUGCAGGCAGUAACUUCCAUGCACAUCGGUUAUCAAUUCACCAAGUUUUGUGUUAUCAUGUCACAUAUUUCUUCAUAUACCUCUGGCAUAGUAUUUCUAUUGUCAAAAAUUUCAUUCAUGUAUUUGAAACCACAACUACUGCAGAUAACAUUCCAUGGAGGUCUGCAACCAUUUUGCUCAGUCUGGAAGGAUUUCGAGUCCAGAUGUUAUGUUGUAGACAGGGUACUUUUGGGAAUGUCAAAUAUAACACAUCACCAAAGAAUUUCCUUCAAAACACAAGCUAUAAAGUCUUUCUACUCCAAUUUUAUUGAAAGCUUUGCUUUCAUUAAUGAUCAUUCUUGCCCAAAUGAACUAGGCAACAUUAAUUGCAACUUUUAUAAGGAUUGGGAUUCUUCAAUUGGAGCAAUAGAUGAACUGCACCCACACCCUAUGGGAGGGGGUAAACUGAAAUUCUUAGAAAGUUAUAACAUAUCUGGUGUUGAAGAAGGACCUUUGAACUCUGCAGACCAGUUUGCUGAUAAUACAGAUAGUUUAAUACGACUUAUGAAACCUGAAAUAACAUCAACUAUUGAUAUGACACCAGAGAAUCCCAGUUUGGGAUCUGAUUCCCUGGAAAUGGAUAACGAUUCAUUAUCUAGUGCAAAGGCUGGUUUUGAUGAUUUUUUGGGCGAGGUUAGGGACUCCAUCAACACUUCAGUAAAUAAUGGAGGAAAUGUUGUGCAAAGCUCACUAGACACAAUUACUUCUUCAAUAACAUCGAUUAAGGAAGGUGCUUCAGAAGCAGUAGAUGGUGCCUUGAGUAAAGUAUUCUCUACUUUUGAUCAAACAGAAGAAUUAGCUGCCAAAGAUUGACUAGCUUUUCCUCUGGUUUGAGGGAAGCCACACAAAAAGCUACUGGCACUUCUGUUGAUGUGCUCAGAGUUGCAAUCGUUGCAGUGGAGGAAUCUAUAGCAAAAGGGGCUUCUUUUGUUGUUUAUUCUUAUUGGCCUGCCAAGGAUUUGCUUCCUCCAGAGAUCAGGUGUGCACUGAAUCUGUCUGAAGAAAGGGUAACAGAGAUUUUGAGGCCAAUUGGUGCAACUUUUCAACAGGGAAGGAAGACGCCAUACUUAUUGAUGUCCGGCCUGAGGCAAGAGCGUAAA
This is a messenger RNA of Populus nigra (black poplar), 1273 nucleotides long. RefSeq lists its product as uncharacterized. Bases 153 to 986 code for a protein of 277 amino acids. NCBI's taxonomy places the organism in Eukaryota, Viridiplantae, Streptophyta, Magnoliopsida, Malpighiales, Salicaceae. Gene Ontology annotation, biological process: cellular response to calcium ion; de-etiolation; regulation of stomatal closure. The transcript has 2 exons. The record is from RefSeq and is a predicted model, not a curated record.